AUGGCCGGCUUGAAAGAACAAUUCUUCUUCAUGCGAUGGUGGCCACCGGCGACCACGUCCUGUCCUGCGGCUUCCCCAUCGGCGGCCGCACCUGGCGCAUCAAGUACUACCCCAACGGCUCCGCCAAGGAGCAUGCCGACUGGAUCUCCCCUUCUUGACGUGGGCGGCGAGCCGGUGCCGGAAUACGUCACCAGCAGCAGCGAGAUACGAACGUUUCCGUCGCCGGGACCUAAAGCCGGGGGAUGGGCCUUCCCCCGCUUCGUCAAGCGACUCGACCUGGAGAGCUCGGCGCACCUGAAGGACGACGGCUUCGCCAUCCGGUGCGACGUCGAUGUCAUGAGCGACCUGGGCCUCCGCGUGGAGGAGACGUUCCUCGAUGUGCCGGAGCCCGACCUGCGCGUCCACCUCGCCCGCCUCCUUCGCACCAAGGACGGCGCCGACGUGGCGUUCAAGGUCGGCGACGAGACGUUCGGUGCACACAGGUGCAUGCUCGCGGCACGGUCUCCGGUCUUCAAGGCCGAGCUCUCCGGCCACAAGGCUGAUGCGUGCGUCAAGAUCGACGGUAUGGAUGCUCCGGCGUUCCAAGCUUUCCUCCACUUCAUAUACACGGACUCGUUGCCGGACAUGUCCGGGCAAGACGUAGCUGCCGUGGCACGGCAGUUAAGCGCGGCGGCGGACAGAUAUCAAGUGGCGAGGCUAAAGUUGGUCUGCGAGGACAAGCUAAACAAAACCACGGCGAUCGUGGAUCAGCGACAGCAGCAUCACCGCCACCGGUGGUUCAUGGGGACGUGCUUGGAGUUUGUGAAUUCGCUUCACCCUCGACGCCAACCGCCACAGCAUUCUCUCCCGUCGACGACGACGCCGAGCUCCACGCCCUCCGCCUCGGCCAUCGUCGUCUCGGAGACGAGCGGGCACCACGUGCUCAAGAUCGAAGGCUACUCGCGGACGAAGAUGAUGCUCCAAAGGGGUCAGCAUGUCGCCUCCGGGGAGUUCCAGGUUGGAGGCCACACCUGGCGCAUGAAGUACUUCCCCAACGGCUGCGACCAGGGCAGCGCAGGCUACAUAUCCAUGCACCUCGAAUGCACCGGCAUCGCCACGGGCGUCGACGUCGUGCAUGCAAAGAUUCGUCAAGAGGUCCGAGCUGGAGAGCUCAAGCUAUAUCUCAGGACGACUGCUUCAACGUCCGGUGCGACCUCGCCGUCUUCGUGA
Messenger RNA from Aegilops tauschii subsp. strangulata, 1209 nucleotides. NCBI's taxonomy places the organism in Eukaryota, Viridiplantae, Streptophyta, Magnoliopsida, Poales, Poaceae. The record is from RefSeq and is a predicted model, not a curated record.